GUGAGCUCGCGGAAAAACUGCUCAUUUUCGCUCAGAUCCAGGCGGACGGACGGAACGGACAUGUCGGCCACUUCGCGCGCGCAGCUGUGCUUCCUCCUGUUGAGCGUCACGGCUCUCCGGGGACACGCGCGCUUUCUGGACAUACAGGAUAACGAGAUCAGCCCGGAAGGAUUAUUAUCUCUGCUGAGCUCUGAACUAAAGCGAGAGUUACCAGAGGAGUUUGUGUACCGCCGAGCGCUCAGGUGUCUGGAUAUGGUGGCCGUAGAGGGUCAGUUUACAUUCACAGCAGAGCGACCACAGUUAAACUGCGCAGUGUUUUUCAUCGGCGAACCUACUGACGUUAUUAGCAUCGAGUAUGAUUCGGUCAACAUCGACUGCAGAGGAGGAGAUUUCAUAAAGGUAUUUGAUGGCUGGGUGAUGAAGGGCGAGAAGUUCCCCAGCUCGCAGGAUCAUCCUCUCCCUCUGUACGAGCGUUACACUGAUUACUGCGAAACUGGAGUGUCUCGACCAAUCGUACGCUCCUCUCAGAACGUCGCCAUGCUGUUCUUCAGGCUCCACCAAUCAGGAAGCAGCUUCACAGUGACAUUCCGCAAACUCAUCAAUCCCUUCCCCUGUAAUGUUGUGUCUCAGACCCCAGAGGGCAGUUUCACCAUGAUCAUUCCUCAGCAGCACAGGAACUGCAGCUUCUCCAUCAUCUAUCCAGUGGAGAUCCAGAUUGGAGAGCUCAGUCUCGGACAGCACAAUGAUCUCAAGCGGUCCAUUCUCGGCUGCGCUGGUUCUGGAGACUUUGUUGAGCUUCUUGGUGGCAACGGCAUGGACACGUCUAAGAUGUUCCCAAUGGCAGAUCUCUGCUACUCCUUUAAUGGACCAGCUCAAAUGAAGGUCGGCUGUGAUAACACUGUGGUCAGAAUGGUGUCGAGCGGGAAGUUCGUAAAUCGAGUCAGUUUCCAGUAUCGGCUACUGGGCCACCAAGAGCUUCAGCAGAUGAAGGGAAACAGUGUUGAAGACGUGUGUUUAAGAGCAUAAGAUCUCUCCAUUUCCCUGCUCUUGUUAGGAGGGAUGCCAAUCUAACUUGAGUUGGAGCCUUUGGGCACUUAUUGUAUAUUUUCCUUAUAAAAAAUUAUUUAUUUUUGGCCUCAUCUUUUGGUUUGACUCUUCUGUUCUUUUUAAUAUCAUUGACUUGUAAGAUCUGUGGCUGAUGUUAAAUAAAAGAUGUACUUGUGUUGGUGCACAUCACUGUUUUUAAUUUUUUUGGUUCAGCAUGUUUCAUUUUGAAGAGCCCAAGUUAGAAAUGAGGGGUACUGCACAAGUAUUAAAAUCCAGUAUGUACGGAAAAUGUAAUUGUCUUUAUUUAUUAAUCUGUAUUAAAGAUCUUUUUUAAUAAAAUCAGUCAACAUGAGCAAAGUGAA
Molecule: messenger RNA, 1409 nt
Organism: Danio aesculapii
Lineage: Eukaryota; Metazoa; Chordata; Actinopteri; Cypriniformes; Danionidae
Gene: crhbp
Product: corticotropin releasing hormone binding protein
Exons: 7
Coding region: 61-1026 (321 amino acids)
Biological process (GO): hormone-mediated signaling pathway; negative regulation of corticotropin secretion; negative regulation of corticotropin-releasing hormone receptor activity
Molecular function (GO): corticotropin-releasing hormone binding
Source: RefSeq, a predicted model, not a curated record